AUAUGCUGGUUUCUGUCUGCCCUACGAGUUUGGCAUACCACCAGAACUUCUGGCCGGAGGUCUUCGGGUCCUUUUUUCGUUCAUGUAUUGUUGUAUUCCUUCCAAGUUUGUCUGCACUCAAGCAAUCUUCAGUCUGGUUGAAGUUGUGUGUAUCAUGUUACUUACAACCGAGUUUCUGACGCGAUAUUCCCCUUCUCUGUGAAAAAUGUCUCGGUAUGAUGAUCGUUACAGAGGGAGUCACAGGCGUGACGAUAGAGGUGGAGGUGGAGGCGGAGGGGGUUAUCGUGGCGGUGGUGGGAGGGGUGGGGAUGCUGUGCCCGAUGCUGGGGCUACUCGUUUAUAUGUCGGCCGUCUUUCUACUCGUACUAGAGGUCGAGAUUUGGAAGACCUUUUCGCGAAGUAUGGGAGAGUUCGCGACGUGGAUGUGAAGCACGACUUUGCCUUUGUUGAAUUUGCUGAUGCUCGAGAUGCGGAUGAUGCAAGACAUUAUGUGAACGGAAAAGACUUCGAUGGCAACAGGCUCAUUGUAGAGUUCGCGAGGAGGCGGAUGAUGGAUCAGGGACCCCGUGGUGCCCCAGGUGGUGCUCGAGAAUACCUCGGCAGAGGUCCACCUCCUGGCACUGGCCGUUGUUAUAAUUGUGGCAACGAUGGCCAUUGGGCAAGAGAUUGCAAAGCUGGUGAUUGGAGGGACAAGUGUUAUCGAUGCGGACAGCGGGGGCACAUUGAGCGCAACUGCCGCAACAGCCCCAGGCCAACUAGCAGUCCUUCUCUUUCCCGCUCUCGCUCUCCUAGAGGACAAAAGAGAUCCUCCCGUAAAAGCGUUUCUCGCAGUCGCAGUCGCAGUCACAGCCGCAGCCGCAGCCGCAGCUACAGCCGUUCACCUCCCAGAAGAGGUCGCAGCCCAGUCAAGGGUGAUCGGAGUCCUGCAAAGGACGACCGGAGUCCCAUGAAGGACGAUCGUAGCCCCGCCAAGAGUGACCGUAAGAAAUCAGCCCGCAGUAAAAGCAGGAGCCUUACACCUCUGCCGAAGGAUGAAAAACGUAGUCUUUCUCCUAGCCCUGUUCCCAAUGGCAGAAGUCUGAGCAGAAGCCCGGGUCCUCGUAGCCCAAGUCCAGAGGCUCACCGUGGGGAGCAGAGUCCUCCGCCUCGGGAGAAGAGGCGUAGUAUCAGUCCCAGCCCAGAUCAGGAUAUGGACAAGGAUAGCCCUGCGAAGGAUCUUUCACCCCCACCUCGGAGAAGUCUGACACCCGAGGAAGAGUAAUUUCUGUCUCUGUAGUUAUUCUAGAGAAACAUGAUCAUGGAGAUAGAAGACAUGCAUGGAAAGAAAGGACAAGGUUUGCACAACGUGGAGUAGUGUGGUAGUAGUUAGUAUUUUUUGUACUUACCUGCAUUAUGGACUUUGGGGUUAAGAUGUUCUACUUUACUCGUCACAUCCACCGUGGCAUGUCAACGAAAGACUAUACAUUCUGGAACCAAAUGUAUUGUUUCAGUGAUUUAUUAUAUUUGUAGUUAUCAUCGGAUUGCC
Physcomitrium patens is the source of this 1525-nucleotide messenger RNA. NCBI's taxonomy places the organism in Eukaryota, Viridiplantae, Streptophyta, Bryopsida, Funariales, Funariaceae. The record is from RefSeq and is a predicted model, not a curated record.